Silurus meridionalis is the source of this 1160-nucleotide messenger RNA. Its product is annotated as galectin-4-like. The record is from RefSeq and is a predicted model, not a curated record. The transcript has 8 exons. Gene Ontology annotation, molecular function: carbohydrate binding. Bases 11 to 793 code for a protein of 260 amino acids. NCBI's taxonomy places the organism in Eukaryota, Metazoa, Chordata, Actinopteri, Siluriformes, Siluridae.
GAACUUUUCCAUGUUUUCUAACUUAAAUGAACUAAGAACAGAAAUAAUGACCAGUAUGGGAAUUUCACGAUGGUCUCCCUCUACUAUCAACUCAGAGCUUACAAAUGUUGUCAGCAGUCCUGACACUCCUUACAAAUAUGCAAUUUCUGGAGGGCUGAGACCAGGGAUGGCUUUUUAUGUCCAAGGAGUUGUUUCUAGUCAAACGUUUAUGAUGGAUUUUCAGACAAACGAGGAGUCUUGUGAUGACAUCGCUUUUCACUUAAGGCAUAAGCUCAAUGCCUUGACGUGCUGUAACAGUUUUAGGCAUGGGAGGUGGGAGAAACAAGAACACACAUCAGAAUAUAAACUUUCUGAAGGAUCAGCAUUUGACAUCUUUAUUGUAAUCAAAACAGAAGGCUAUGAGGUAUAUUUAAAUGGAAAGAGAUGUUACCUGUUCAAGCACCGCAUGUCACUGGAAAAAGUCAAUGCACUUGAAAUUUAUAGAGAUGUCAUAAUUAACACCGUUGGCAGUGUCAGGAACUGGACCACAUCUACCUUUAAUAAAGAACUAAACUCAGGCAUCUCACGCACAAAACUUUCAGACAUCCAGUAUGAUAUACCACAUCCAGUCAGCAGCCCGAUCAAAGCAUAUUCUGGACCAAUCCCUGGAGGCCUGAGAGCUGGUGUUGCUUUGUUCUUCCAAGGGGUUGUUGCUUCAGAUUGUGAUCCUUCAAAAGAUAAAUUUGCACGCUGGGGCAUAUAUUUAAGACAUUGCAUUCCACUUCAACCCCCGCAUGGACUCUGUGGUCCUUAACAGCUACACGAAUGGUAAAUGGGACGAUCAACUUGAUAGACCAGGAGGCCCAUUUGUCAGAGGAGGAGCCUUUGAUAUAAUCAUGGUUGUUAACCCGGAAAACUAUGAGGUUUGAUAUUUUAAAUGAAUUAAACAAUGGCUGAAAUUUUAAACAAACUGAUUAAAUAUGGGUCAAUUUUAUUCGUCCAGGUGAUUGUGAAUGGCUUGAAAUAUUGCACGUUUGAUCACCGUAUACCAGUGGACAAAGUGACUACACUUGGAAUUGAUGAAGACGUCUUCAUGAACAACUUCAGCAUUAUUGAACUAGUGAAAACUGUUACCCUGAAAAUCACCUAUCCUGCAUAUAUUUGAAGAUUCAGAACCUCCC